Messenger RNA from Lentinula edodes (shiitake mushroom), 1158 nucleotides. RefSeq lists its product as uncharacterized. Gene Ontology annotation, cellular component: cytosol; nucleoplasm. The coding region runs from base 1 to 1158 and encodes 385 amino acids. Gene Ontology annotation, biological process: proteasome-mediated ubiquitin-dependent protein catabolic process; nucleotide-excision repair. The transcript is spliced from 7 exons. The record is from RefSeq and is a predicted model, not a curated record. Lineage: Eukaryota; Fungi; Basidiomycota; Agaricomycetes; Agaricales; Omphalotaceae. Gene Ontology annotation, molecular function: damaged DNA binding; ubiquitin binding; polyubiquitin modification-dependent protein binding.
AUGAAAGUCACUGUAAAAACCACCCAGCAAAAAGUUUUUAACAUCGACGCUGAGGCCACAGAGUCUAUCGGUGCCAUCAAGGCAAAGAUUGAACAAUAUCAGGGCUUCGCAGCAUCUUCCCAGAAGGUCAUCUACGCCGGCAAGAUUCUCACUGACGACAAAACUCUUGAAUCAUGUGGCUUCAAGGAGAAAGACUUCUUGGUUCUUAUGCCCAAGCCCACACCGUCACCCAUGCCUGCGAUCACUUCAACCCCUGCUCCUGCUCCCGAUGUUGCUCCCGUCGCUCCAGCUGCCUCCAUGCCAUCUGGUGAAAGUCCUGCUACUCCUCCUACCUAUGCUGAGUCUCCUUCCGCGUCGACACCUGUCCCUGCAUCAACCACUCCCACUGAAAGUCACGCUGCUGGAAGCUCUUUCCUUUCUGGUUCCGCCCUGCAAACCUCCAUUCAAAGUAUGGUGGACAUGGGUUUUGAGCGUGAACAGGUCAUGCGUGCCCUCCGAGCAAGUUAUAACAACCCUGAGCGGGCUGUAGAGUACCUGAUGACCGGUAUCCCGGCACAUCUCGAAGCAGAAGCUGUUGGUCCUGCUGCGGCAACUUCUCGGACUCCUGCUGCAACUGCACCGGCAACUCCCGCUGCUGCGCCUGCGCCUGCACCUGCAGCUGCGACACCAUCUAAUCAACCUCAGAAUCUGUUCCAACUCGCCCAGCAACAACAGCAGCAAGGUGCCGGUGCUGGUGCCGGUCUUAGUGCUGGUGCAGCGGCUGGCGCUGGUGCUGGCGGAGGUCAACAACUAGACUUGGCCGCACUAGCUAGCUCUCCCCAGAUGCAGCAACUCCGUCAACACCUCGCUUCGAAUCCGGAGGCCAUACAGCCUUUGGUUCAAUCUAUCGCUGCUCAAAAUCCUGGUCUCGCACAGCUCCUUGCAUCUAACCCGGAGGCGCUCAUGAAUCUACUUGGUGGGGGCGACUUAGAAGGCGAGGAAGGGGAUUUACCUCCUGGUGCACAGGUUGUGAAUGUAACUGAAGAGGAAAGGGCAGCUAUUGAACGAUUGGAAGCGCUUGGAUUCCCUCGGCAACUUGCUAUCGAAGCGUAUUUUGCGUGUGACAAGAACGAGGACCUUGCCGCAAAUUAUUUGUUCGACAUGGGUAACGACGAUUAA